UUUUUAAUGGAUGAGGUAUAUCAACAGGCUUUGUCGUCAUACGGAUUAUUAUAUCAUAUUAUAAGUUGUUUUCCUCAGUGAGACCGAGGCUAUCGACAAUAACUCCUACUCCUAAUAUGAAGAACCUCUUAAUUGCAUAUUUUCUGUGCUAUGGGUUACUCAUGGUACAUGCUGACGAACACACCUAUCCAGAUAGCUUUUUCGAUAUACUGAUACAUUGCGCAGACACAGAAUGCUGUCGGUAUAGCCAUCGGGCCAACUGUUGCGCAAGCGGCGGGAAAUGGUAUUGUUGCUAUAAAACAGGAGUGAAAGUCAAAACGGACCCGUGUUAUCCAUACAAAACGUAAUAGUUAUGUUCAAUAUAAUUGGGUCAGUGAGUGCAGGAACCACAUCAGUAAAAAAAAAUCCGAAAGAAGGUGCUGUAUGAAAGGCGAAAGAAAAGAAGCUUAGAAAGGUAAGAUGCGUGUUGAGUGCAAGAACCACGUUAGUUUGUUGAGUAAUUCCGUAAAUACAUGGCGUCUUUUUCGAUCGUUGAGCGCAGAAAUGACAUGAGUCAAUGACUGACGUGGUUUCUGCACCCACCGCUGGAUCGCAUGACCAACAGAGAUGGGUAUAUUUAUAUUCAAAAUAUGAAUACGAAUACCACUUAUAUUUAUGGUACUUAUGAAUAUAAAUAUAUAUAUUUCAUAAAAAGAUGUAUGAAUACAGAUGAUACAUAUUCACUGCUGUAAAUAUAAAUACUGCCGUAUUCACGAUAAAGUGAAUACUAUACUAAGUAUUUACACUAGUAAAAGUGAAUACUGCUUUGUUAACACUAGUAAAACUGAAUACGGCAGUAUUGACGUUUAUCAAAUGAAUACGCUUAAAUUUACAGAAGUGAGUACAAAUAUUUCCACACAACCUUCUUAAUGAAUACAAUUAUAUAUUAAAAAAUAUAUAUAUUUAUUUAAAAAAAAUAUAGUUACUAUAUUUAUUAUUUUAUUUUUGUAAAUAAUAAUAAAUUCUUCGUUUUACAAUAUGCUAUGUUAAUUAUAUUAUGCUAAUUAUCACUCCUAAUGUUUGUAAGUAAUAUAACUUCCCGAGCCUUUGUAUUUACACUUAUAAAAGUGAAUGCGACAGUAUUCACAUUUAUUAAAAUGAAUAAGCUUAAAUUUACAGAAGUGAAUGCAUAUAUUUUCACACAAACUUAUUAAUGAAUGCUCUUAUUUAUUAAAAAAAUAUAUGUUUAUUAAAAAAAAAAAUAUAGAUACUAUAUAUAACAUUUUAUUUUUAUAUACAGUAUAAUAUUCUUCGUUUUAUAGUAUGUCAUGUUCAUUAUCACUCGUAGUGUUUGUACGUAAUAUAAAUUCCCAAACCAUAUUUUUUUAUUGGGUCUAUCGCCCCAUUAAAUUGAUCAAAUUAAAUUGUAAAUUAAAUUAAAAUUAAUAUAAAUUGUUGUAAAAUAAAUUGUUAAUUAAAAAAUUUAAACUUUUAAUGAAUGGUUACCUUUUUCCAAGUUUUCAGCUGUCUGUAAAAAAUAGUUGAGUGCAGAAACAUCAUAAGUCCGAAUCAAAUUUUAAAUAUUCCUGAGCCUAAUUUAUGUCUAAAUUAGAUAAUUUUUGCAUGAUAGCAACAUAAAUGCAUGUUAUGACAGAGUAAAAAAAAAUUUUCUGCAGUUUUCUCUCUCUCUCCUAAAAAAUUUGAAAUUUGUGACUGAAGUGGUUUCUGCACUCACCGUUUCAACUAUUACAUAAAGAUUUUAUUAAUAAAAUAUUCUUUAAUUUCCGAGUCAUAUGUAUUAUAUUUCAUUAAACCAAUAGUGCACUAAUAACGUUUUUAUUAUAUACUAUUCAACAAAAAAAACGCAACGAUGGCAUGACAUAAAGCCGCAAAAUGAAAAGUAUAUUAAAACAAACAUUGAUAAAAUUGAAGCAACUUUUUAAUAGUACGGUGUAAAUGAAAUUUAAUUUGCAAGCAAACCAAUCAACAAAAUAGAUAAAAUUUAUUCGAAAACUAAAGAUAAAUUGAAAUGGAAUGAAAACAGCCUUUCUUUAUGCAUAAAUAUUACAGUUUCUAUGAAAACAUACAAUUAGAAAAGAAAAGAAAAGAAAAGAAAAGAAAACUUUUUUUACAUUAUUAUAAUAUACACAAAACUUUUUACUAUUCUUGUAUAGGCCUUCCCUUAGGAGUAAUAGUCUUUAACACUUCCCUGGGUGACUAGCUUUACUGGGAAGCGGGAUUUCUGACCUUUAACCAUUUUUCUUUCCACACAUCUCUGUCCCUAGCUGCUCUCCACCAGAGAGGUCCUGCCAAAAGCCUAUUUAGGAUAUCCAUUUGGAUCUCUCCAUCUCUUCAUUUGUCGGCUACUCAUCCUUUUCCGGUCAAAUGGAGUCUAUUCGGUGACUAUUUUUCACCACCUAUUGUCGUAUCGCAGGAGAUGUCCAGCCCAUUUCCAUUUGCCUUUUCCUAUUUGCGAGAGUGUGUCUUUGAGUCCUGUUUUUUCUUUUAUCUUCUUGCAUCUGAUUUGAUCCAUCUUUUUUACUUUCAAAAUGAUUCUUUCGAUGCUAUUUUGCCACACCUUGAUCUUCCUCUCUUGGGCGUCAACGACCAUCUUUGGGAGCCAUAGGUCACCACUGGCAUAAUACAUCUAUCGAAAACUAGCCUUUUUAGGUCGAUACUUAUGCUUCCUUUUGUUAUGUACUUCAGAGACCAGAACUUGUUCCAACCAAAUGCUAUUCUUCUCUGGACUUCUUUUGCAACUCUGUCUGAAAAGGAAACUAACUGUCCCAGGUAAACAUAUUCCUCUACGUAUUCCAGGGUGAAGUUGUUCAUUUUUAUUUCUUCCUUUGAACUAUUGGUCAUUAGUUUCGUCUUAUUGUGGUUUGAGUAUAAACCAAUUUCUUCACAGGCUCCUAGAAGGUGUUUUAGCAUUUCUCGUAAUUGUUGGCAGAAAGUACAAUGCCAUCUACAAAACGUAAGUUGCUUAAAAAUCGAUCAUUCACCUUUAUGCCUGUAUUUUUCCAUCCAAGAGACCAAAAACUCAUCUCCACCACCAGAAUAAAUAACAAGGGAGAUAACGGAUCCCCCUGCCUAAUACUCUUCUCGACACGAAAGAUUUGAUACCUCUUUUCUGUCAUUACAUAUGCUGAAUUAUCUUUUUAUAACUAGAUAAUUCUCACGUAUUUCUCUUCGAUUCCUAUUAUUCUUAAAGCUUUAAGGACGCCCGUAUGUAGGACACUAUCGAAGGCUUUUUUAAAAGUUUACUGUUUGUGGUUUACAGUAUGAAUGUGGUUGACAGUUGAAAAACUUUUUCUAAAACCUGCUUGUUCUUCCUCUAUACAUUCCAUGAUUCUUUGCUUUGCCAUGGUAGAACAAAGGGAAAUCGGUUGAUAGCUUUCCAUAUCCUGUUUAUUGCCUCUUUUGUGUAAUAGAAUUAUUUUUGCUGUUUUCCAGUGUUCUGGAAUUUCUUCCUUUUCAACAAUUAAGUUAAAUAGUUCUGUAACUUCCCUAAUCAGAAUUCCUCCUCCUGUUUUUAAAAUUUCGUUGGUAAUAUCAUCCGGCCCAGGACUUUUUUCAUGUUUCAAGUUUUUUACAAUAACAGCCACAUCCUGUUCCAUUAUUGGUAGGAUUUCUUCUUGAACUUCAUCUGCCUCUCUAUUUAUUUUCACUCUCUUCUGAUUACAUUUAUAAAGUUCUCUGAAGUAUUCUAGUUGCUAUCCUUCUUAUAUUUUUCGUAUCAGUUAUAACUCAUUUCUUCCUGUUUUCAAGAGCAACCAUCCAUUGCCUACCUUUGGACCAAUUCUUUUUGAAUUUUUCUUGUGGAGUUAUUGCAUAGAAGAAGUUUAGUGACCAUAUCAUUUUUAUAAUAUUCCAGAUCUUCUUUUAUUCUUUUCCUGAUUUCAUUUUCCAGAACCGUGAGAUCUUUUAUUUCCUUUUCAGUAAUGUCUUCUCUUUCUUUUAUCUUUUUACGAACUCUUAAAACUACCUUACGUAUUGAUUAAAUUAUUAUUAAAAUAACACUGUAACCGUACUAAAAUACCUCAAACGCUUUUAUACAUUAAAUAUAGUUACAACAAGCGCGUAAUUUUUUUAUUUCAUAACAGAGAAAGUUCACCAAUGUUAUCAGUAUUCUAAGAUUAUGAAAUGUCACCUAAUGAAUAUUUGUAAUAAAUUUAUUUUGUUGAUGAAUGUAUUUUGUUUAUUUUUUCCUAAGAAUUUUCAUUCAAAAGUUGUAGGUCAUAUGAUGAAACCAUUCACGAUAUUUUAAACGUAUGUUAAUAAUUUGAUAAUAAGUAGUCUGUACCUCGGACUACAAGGAACAUGGUAAAUGGAGUGUUGACGUAGAAAUGGUGUCUAUUUAAUAAGUACAGAUACAAAUAAAUAUUACAUUGUUCAAAUAGAUACCUAACAAUCUAUCCAUUAAAAUUUACAUAUACUAACUCAUUGGUUUCUGACUGUUCUACUCAAUCGAUUUCUGAUGUUUAUUCAACAGAUGAAAAGAGGAUGGCCAAGGGAUCUAUGCAAUAAAUAAUAGUUUGGAUUGCUAUCAAGGAUGCGUUCAUAUUCACUAUAUACUAUGUAUUAUAUAUAAACACACUACAGAUGGUGAGGUAGAAUAGAUCGCUUUUUCGGUAAUCAAAAAGGGCGAUGGAUUUUGAUGAAUGAAGGAAAUUUAAACGAUAAAGAAUUUCAAGGAGGAGUAACGAAUACUAAUUUGGAUCCUUAGAGUCAUUAAAGAACGAUAAUAAAAAAUUUGGGAGGAUUUAAAACUCAGAUCAUUUCAAUGUCAACAAGUCAAAAUGGGAUACAAUUUUUUUUAUAUGUGUUUUUCAGUUGUUCAGUUGUU
Molecule: messenger RNA, 4825 nt
Organism: Nezara viridula (southern green stink bug)
Lineage: Eukaryota; Metazoa; Arthropoda; Insecta; Hemiptera; Pentatomidae
Source: the annotation of a GenBank genome assembly